GUGCUUGGGACAGAAGAAGCGAGUAACUCGUGCGCAUGCGUCCCACUAUAGGAGUGGAGUCGUGGUUCGUUCAGUUAGCAUUUACAGCUAGCGGAUUGGUCUGGUUGGGGAAUAGUGUGGAGGACGGCGUCCUGCGCACUUUAGGAAGAAAGAUAUCGGAGACUUUGGAUAUCCCCAGCUAAUCCUGAGCCAACCAUUAUCCCCCAUGCUGUCCAAGAAGGGAAGAUAACGUUAAUAGCCCUUCACUGCCACCUCAUUUAGCCACCGCCAAAGACAAGAUAGAGGAACAAGCGACUCACAUCAUUAGAGGCUUUCUUUUCAGCACUCAUUAGCAAAUACUAAGACUACAGCAGAAGCCUUGACUACAGAAGAAACAUGAAGCUUCCGAGUAACAGACAUUGUGCGGCUGAAGGAGAUGGAAAGAAAAUGGAUCAAGCUCCCCCAAUCAGAAACCCAUUUGUGCACGUCCUGAAAUUCACCACUCUUGAAAAAACAAAGAUUGCACUGAUGACAGUCACACUAUUCCCCAUCCGGCUUUUCAUGGCUGCGUUCAUGAUGUUACUGGCUUGGCCUUUUGCCUUUCUCGCCACAAUAGGUCGCUCAGAGACCACUGUUGAGCCGCAGUGCCUCUGGAGAAGACUGGUGGACAUCAUUCUGAGACUCAUCAUGCGGGCCAUGUGGUUUGCAGGAGGUUUCCAUUGGAUGACCAUAAAAGGGCAAAGGGCAUUACCUACAGAAGCACCCAUCCUCACCUUGGCGCCCCAUUCAUCCUACUUCGAUGCCAUCCCAGUCACAAUGACGAUGUCCUCUAUCGUCAUGAAGGCAGAAAGCAAGGAUAUACCUCUCUGGGGCACUCUGAUCAAGUACAUCCGGCCGGUGUUCGUGUCUCGAUCGGACCAGAACUCAAGAAAGAAAACCGUGGAGGAGAUCAAACGAAGAGCUCACGCUCGAGGGGAAUGGCCUCAAAUCAUGAUUUUUCCAGAGGGGACAUGUACUAACAGAUCCUGCCUCAUAACCUUUAAGCCAGGAGCCUUCAUCCCAGCUGUUCCAGUGCAGCCGGUUGUAAUUCGUUACCCUAACAAACUGGAUACAAUUACAUGGACGUGGCAAGGACCAGGAGCGUUUGCAAUCUUGUGGCUGACACUCUGCCAGUUACACAACGAGUUUGUGGUUGAAUUCCUCCCCAUUUACACCCCGUCAGAGGAGGAGAAAAAGAACCCCGCUCUUUUCGCCGUCAAUGUCAGACGAGUCAUGGCGAAAGCCCUCGGGGUUCCCAUCACAGAUUAUUCAUUUGAGGACUGCCAGCUGGCCAUGGCAGAGGGGCAGCUGAAACUGCCGGUUGAAACCUGUCUGUUGGAGUUUGCACGGCUCGUCAGGAGACUGGGGCUAAAGCCCGGCAACAGUGAGAAGGUCCUGCAGGACUACGGGAACCGAGCCAGGAAGCUGGAGGGACAGAAGCUGGACCUCCAGGGUUUUGCUCACUUCCUGGAUGUUCCAGUCUCAGACAUGCUGCGAGAUAUGUUUUCUCUUUUUGAUGAGGACGAAGAUAACAGCAUGGACAUUAGAGAAUAUGUGAUAGCCUUAUCUGUAGUUUGCAGACCUACCAAAACUCUGGAAACGAUGAAAUUGGCCUUCAAGAUGUUUGAGGCAGAGGAAGACAGUGCCAUCACAGAGGCAGAACUGGCAGUCAUGCUAAAGACGGCUUUAGGAGUGACUCAUCUGGAUGUGUCACACCUCUUCACUGCCAUCGACAUUGCUGACACAGGGAAGAUAACUUUUGACAAGUUCAGAUGCUUUGUGGAGGAGAACCCCGACUUUGCGGAGGACUAUUUAUAUGCAGACAAUGCGGAGCUUCAGAGUCGACCCUGCCACGGUCACCAAAAACAACCCAGCCUGUCCACCCUGGACUUACAAGCCACUGCCACCAGCAAAACCGCCAACGGCAUCUGUCCCGACUUCAGCCCCAGAGACCACGACGGCACGAAAGACGCCCUCCUGAAGAAACACGACUGAGAGGCUUAGACGUGUAGGAGCGAACACACCCCUCUCCUGGUGAGAGGAGGCUUUCUGAGGGAGCACAAAUUAAUCACAGUAGUAUUUUUGCUUCAAAGCGAGGGAAAAUAAUUUUAUUGUUCACAGCCACAAAAGAGAAAAGUUUUGUUUUGUAGCUGUUAAAUCUAACGGGAUUUUCAGUUCAUCUCCCCCUCUCAUAGGAAGAGUCAUUAGAAUGUCAAUCAAUCCCUUUUUUUUGGAUUUAUACUUGAAGGGCCGACACUUUUUAGGAUCCACUGGCCGGGCGUUUGAUUGGUUUCCUUGUAACAUACUAGAAACUGUGCAUUUUUUUUUUUUUUUUUGUUUUCUUUCACACAAGGGAAGCAACAAUAGAACAAUCUCUGUUCUGUACGCUGGACGAAACUUUAAACCGCUUUGAUUCUCUUUUAAACUUUCGUCCGAUUUUCCUCUUCUUUCUUGGUAGCUGCCUUUUCAAUCGGAGGUGCAGAAUGAUUCGGCUUCUUUUCAAAGGGGGGGAGGUAAAGAAGGAAGACCUGGGGGUACCAGUGACGGUUCUGAUGCGUGUAGCUUCAGUCAUAACUUUGAGGUUAACUCAGGUCUGUGAGUUUGGUUAAAACUGACAUGAGCCGGUGUGUGUGAGUGAGUGUGUGUGAGAGUGUGUGUGUGAUGGGUUUGUAUUUGAACAGUAAUUUUUGAUUUAGCUCAGGGUUUAAUGUAAAUAUCUACUCCUAUAAUAUGAUGUCAUUAUUUGCAUGUAAACCCUUUUUUUACGAGUUCCCGUGUGCAUCUCUCUCAUUCACUUUGUUUGAUAUUACUGUUGAUUUAAAUAUUUUUUUUAUUUUUCUUAAACUGCAGUUACACAAAGUGGACCAAAAAUACAUUGGAUCAUUCAAUUUU
Messenger RNA from Oryzias melastigma (Indian medaka), 2910 nucleotides. Its product is annotated as lysophosphatidylcholine acyltransferase 1. The record is from RefSeq and is a predicted model, not a curated record. Gene Ontology annotation, molecular function: calcium ion binding. Lineage: Eukaryota; Metazoa; Chordata; Actinopteri; Beloniformes; Adrianichthyidae. The coding region runs from base 376 to 2013 and encodes 545 amino acids. The transcript has 14 exons.